UGCAGCGGAGGGUCUCGCAAUAUUGAGCUAGCAUAAUUCUGGGAGGAAGAGAUUGAGGGAGGAGCAACAUGCUGUUGGCCCAGUGAAGGAGUGAGAGGACCGGAACAAGAAUUGGCGACAUAUUUCAUUCUUGUUACAAUUGAGUUUGAGGUUCUUAAGAGACAAUUUGUAGAUUCAAGAAGUGUGCUAGGGCACAAAUAAAUUAGAAAAGGGUAGCUGAAAGGGACAUGAGCACAAAGAUGAAGAAGGGGAUCCUGAGGCCCUUCCGCUACUUCUCUAACAUAAUGGAUACUAAGGAACAAGAGUUGCAAAUUGGAUUCCCUACGGAUGUGAAACAUGUGGCGCAUAUCGGAUGGGAUGGACCUAGUGCCCCAGCAAAGAAGGAGGAGGCAGGAGCACCUAGCUGGAUGAAAGACUACCACUCGGCGCCAUUGGACUCAGCCUCAUUUAGGAGCGACAGGGGAGGAGGUUCUGCUGCCGCUAACCCAUGGGCUUCUCAAGAAAUAGUCCUAGAUGGCGCAGGCCUGGGGGAUACCUCGUUCAGAGAUACUAAAGGUGAUGCAGGAGGCAUCGACGGCACCGCAGGCGACUCCCCUCCAUCCCCAGGCUCUCGCCAGUCAAGGCGGAAUCGGUCCCGGGGUUCUGACACCUCUUCCAUGGACGGCACAGCAGGCAGUGCUGAGACCUCGGAGAAGAAGGAAAAGGCCAAGAAGGGCACCCGUAAGAACCGCAAGAAGGACAAGGACAAGGACAAGGCGGCUGAGGACACUGCUGGUUCCACUUGCCAGGACCUCCCUGCGGUGCCCAAGAAGUCCAACCGCCGGAAAAACAAGGCAAGCUCUGAAGGAAGUGGUGGUGCAUCGACCAAGGACGGCGGAGCAGCGCCGGAGGAGGGCACAGCGCCGCUAUCUCAGGUGGCCGAAGAAGACAAGAAUCGCGAAUUGUAA
Molecule: messenger RNA, 947 nt
Organism: Lolium rigidum
Lineage: Eukaryota; Viridiplantae; Streptophyta; Magnoliopsida; Poales; Poaceae
Product: CRIB domain-containing protein RIC7-like
Exons: 5
Coding region: 228-947 (239 amino acids)
Source: RefSeq, a predicted model, not a curated record